UGGUGUACAAAGCAGCAGGUAUUUGUAUCGCCCACCUUCUCCGGUUUACCAAGUCAACGUCAGCAAAAUGAUAAAAACAAAGUGUAUUCUAAUGAGGCAAAGCACAUGGAACUCAUUUGCCGCAUCGCAUAUUUUUUGAAUCAGUGUUGAAAAGAAGUACAGUGAAAAUGUGGGUGUUGGAAAACGAAAUCGACUUCAACGAUUAUGCAUUUAAGAGUUCGCCGGGAUCAUGCAGCGACAAUUCGUGUUCGACAGAAAUUAUGGACAUUGUAUCAGAGGAGGAUUUCAUUACUCAAUUGUCCAAUGAUUUAGAUAUACCCCUGUUUUUGAAUCCCGGAGAGGAUGAGUUGUCUGUAUUGAAUUCAUUUUUAGAUAAAAGUACAGAAGAAAUUUUAUCAGACAUUGCGUCGCCUUCGAGAAUGGACACCCUUUCAAACCAGUCUUCUGCAUUAGAUUUAGAUUUUUUCAAUUGGGAUAAGAAUUGCCCAGAUUUGCAUUCAGAAAUCAAAGUUGAGGACCAUUCUAACGAUUCGAAUUCUAAUUUAAAUUUGUGCGAACCUUUAUCUCCCGUUUCUGUCAAGAACAGCCCAUCACCAGUUAAUUCAAAAAAUGGGUUUAGUUCACCAGUGCAUUCGCCGAAGUCACCAUCAAGCGUCGAAACUAAAUUACCAAUUAAAAGAGUUCCUAUCCAACCAAAAGUUCCAGUCAUAUCGCCUACAUUAAACGAAAGCAGUGUAGUUCUUAUUAAAAAUGAGUUUCCUCAAUUAUUAGGUACAAAUGUCCUUGGGGGUGCCUCCAAACUAGUUGUAGUGAACGGUGGUCCCGCGGUUCCAAUAAAUACCAUAAAUCGCGGCAUUUCGCCCCCAAAGCAAGUGAUCUCUCCCGUUACCAUCAUAAAUAACGGGUACAACAUGGGCCGGGACUCAAACAUCGAUCCAAAAAUUUUAAAGAAACACGAAAGGAAAAUAAAAAAUCGCGAGUCCGCUUCGCUGUCCCGAAAGAGGAAAAAAGACUACCUCACGUCCCUGGAGGAAAAGGUUAAAGACUUGUCCGCCGCAAAUGAUAGACUUGUUGCGGAAAACGCGGCAUUAAAGAAAAAACUAGCCGUUUACGAGAGCCGCUUUCCGAAUAUUCCCGGGAAAAACGCAAAACUGGCGCUGUGCGUGUUUUUGCUUGUAGUCGGAUUAAAUAUCGACUUUCUCAGGAAUCCGUUUGCUCUCAAAAACGCCGUUGGCCCGGUACAAAAGGACCUGCCUAAAUUGACAGACCACCACGGACGGACACUCCUCUGGACAUCGGACGAGAAUAGCAGCGAGGAGACCAGAAGCAACAGCACUCUUAACUUCUUACCGUUGACCAUGUGCCCGGCCUACGUAAAUCAAACGGAGAGUGCGAGACUAGUGUUAGAGUUGGAAAGGUUGAUUGGUAGACCUGCCGAGCCACCCAGACCCGCCACACUUCAGACCAACUUAACCCAACGCAGGCGCAAUCCCAAAAAGAAGAAGAAGGUUCGCGUGGAACAGCGGUCGGUCGAACCGUUGGAGAAGGGCUACGGUCCGAUGAUGCCGAGGGCCAACGAAAUCCAAGUGUUUUCGCCGAAACCGGAACAUUUGUAUUCCGAUUUUUUCGAAGCCAUUAACAGGAAAGAUGACACGUUCUACGUGGUGUCGUUCAACGAGCACCACAUGCUGCUACCCGCCCUGUACCAUAACAAAACGCGCAGACCAAAGAUGUCGCUACUGAUGCCGUCUAUGCUGCCCAACGGCACCUCAUCCCAAAAUUACGUGCCGCUGAUGCAAAUCGAUUGCGAGGUGUUGGACACCAAGCUGGUGAACGUCAAAUAUGGCGCGAUUCCCAGACAGUACCGUAACCGUAGCAACGUAACGGAGAAGGAGGGGGAAACGACAGAUGCCGAUAACGUAACCUCCAAUCGCUACGACAAAAAGCCAUACAAGCCAUAUUUUUUGUACAACAAAUUGGUGAAACGAGCUGGCGAUCUCGCCCCCUAAUCUUCCUUCCCAUAUAGCAAGGGUUUAAUUGCACUUUUUCUUUUUUUUUUGUAUUUCCAAACGUCGAAAUUCGGGGUUAACCACUUUAAAAACACUCGGUGAAAAUUAUUGAGAAAUCUCUCGGAUCGAUAAGAAUAUUAAAAAAGGAUAUUUGUUUUUAUCCAGUCGGUUGCCGCGAAGUUGGCGUUGAAUUUGACAUGUCACACGUCAUCAAUGGCAUGUGACACAUCUCGGCUGCUGUCGAACUUUUCAGUAACGGCUUCGCGUGUUUUCAAUGAUGGUGACGUGUUUAUUGCGUUGGAAUAUGAAAUUUUCGAGAAUCCCAGGUAGCAGAGGCUCGUCAGAGCGACGUCAUUUUCGAGUCAUAAGUGGGCGCUACACGUCAGUAGUCCGAAAAACAAGGGAAAUUGACGUAAAAAAUGUCUUACUAACAUCACAAAAAUGACCUCUGAAUGUCGUCAUAAAAUGACUUGAUGAAUUCCAGAUAUGGACUUUAAACUAAAUAAUUAAUUCAAACUAUUAUCAAAUUCUUCUAUUUAAAUCCGUGAUGUAGGAGAAUAUAUUUAGAGGGUGUCCAAGGAGUGUGUUAAAGUAAUAUAUCUUGUUUAUUAUACUUUUUUUGUUUAGAAAAAUGUUAAUAUACAAAAAUAAUUUGUAAUUAUUUUCAAUAUUUCCAGGGCGAUUAACAAAUGUGCGGAAAAUCAAAGUUAAAUUUUUUAAAUCGAACACCCUGUAUAUUAUGCCAUUAGUAGAUACACUCUUUUAUACUCGAUCAUUCAAUGUAGGGUUCUUUUUUCGUAUUUAAUAUUCUUUAUUUUUGACACCCGUUUUCGACGUCUGUAAUUUUAUUAUGCCUACAAUUUUAUAAAAUGGUACAGUCUUGUCUUGAAGUUAGUUCGAAUCGUUUAUACAGGAGAAGUCAAAAUGAAAAUAAUGCUUUUCGUGAAAAAAUCCAAUAGAAAACCCUGUAUAUAAUACUUCCAUUAUUAUUUUUUUUAAAAGAAAGGCUCAAUUUUAUUCAUUAACUAUAAUUCUCAAUUUCCCGCAAAUGCAAAAGGCGUUCUAUAUAAUUUAAUUUACUUUACUUACUUACUUGCUUUAAUUUACUUUCGACUUUCCCCACUUCAGAAACAAAAAAAAAACAAUUUAAAGAUCGUUAUGUGUUUUGGCGAUAAUGACUCGUAAGUUGAUGUAAAAAAGAUGUCACUUAAAUGAUAUUAGUAGGUCAAAAUCACGUCCUGCCGUGCUACUGUAAGUUAUUUUAUUAUUUUUGCCAUUUGGUGACUAGUUAAUGACGUCAUUUUGACGACCCUCUGCUACCUGGACUACAAUUUUACGAAUGAUGACAAAGUUAAAGAAAACAGGAAAGAUAAGUUAACUUUUUGCGUAACGUACGUACGUACGUUUUAAUCGACUUGCGCAUGUCUGGUGUGACUUUAUCUCUCUAAUAAAAAAAUCCCCCUGAUUCCAACGCAUUCCAUAGAUUUGGACAAAAGGUUAACAGUGGCGUAGCCAUCGUCCAAUAUAAAAGCCAAAGCUAAGUAGUAUUCUAGCAUAAAUUACAGGGUAUGGAGUUCAUAUUAAAGGCAUGAACUAACAAUUAUUGUCCCUCUCCAAAAACCUGAGGGCUGCGUUGAAAAAAUGUAAGUUCUUCAAUGGGCGACUCAAUUGUUUUUUCACGACAUUCUGGAAUUCUAAAAGCGGGUCUAUUACAUACGCGACCUUAAAACGUAAACUUAUUAUUGAUAAUUAGAAAAUUGGAUAAAGACUGGUAAAGUUCUAGUUGGAAAUUAAUUUAUUGUUUGGAAUUUUAUAAAAACGUGUUUAUCUAUAAUGUGACGGUCAGCAGACUUUUGCUUUCCUGAUAAUGACUUGAACCAUGAUCUCGACGCGAAGCGCAGCAGAUUUUUUUUUAGGUUCGUACGACCCAAUCAUAAAUUCUUAAACUCUAUACCUAAUCAGCCGUUUUUUGAAUUUGUUCCUAUAUUUUUACAAUGGAAUUUGUUUCAGUCUCGCCUUACAUGAAUUAAAAACCACAUUUUUUAUAGUACAAAAUUGCGUGGUGUGAACCAUAAAAACCCAUUUUAGUGUUUUGCAAUGGGAUAAAAAUAGAUAUAGAAACUUGUACAUACUGUGAUCAAUAAAAUUUUUAUCGAUUGAAUUUUUGUUUAAAUUUCUGAACACAUUGUUUAAAAUAUAUAUUUUGUUGUCUUUUUUAAGGUUAGUUAGUUACUUUACUUCUAAUGGCCACGACUGCGUUAGGUUCCUAAAGGAUGCCUUUGUAAUGAAAGGAUCCUCCAGGAUUGUUAACAUAUUCAUGCAGUGGAACAACUUCUAAAUAAAUAGUCAUAAAAUGACGACCGAUUCUUCUAACGGCCGCUGCAAUUAUCUCAUACGGGAUAUCCGAUCCCGUCUGGCCUGGUUACCAGCGUCAAUAUAAGACAUCUGGAAACCGUGUUUACACAUAAUGGAAUAACAUCACAAAUCCGCUUAAGACGAACACUUUCCCAAAUUUAUAGGCACUGCGCCUCUAUCACUUCAGAUAACAAAUAUACCAAACACUAUUUUAGAUCAAACGGCACUGAUUUCCACUUUUUAUGGAACCCGGUAGUAGCGACUUCCGCCAUUUGCAAUGGUUCCUCUCAACUCUCUUUUAGGUUAUUUGGUUCAUAUACCUUCCAGAUAUAAUGACCCAAUCAAUAUUUUUAUUCAAAUUCGUUAAUUCCUGUACCCUUCGACUACAACGCGACAACGAAAUGGAUCGACGAGAAAAAGACGACGGCAACACGAGUGAAAAUAAAUAUUUUACAGCUAAGGUGUCGUGCUGGGCUUAAAUGCGAUUGAUACCUUCAAUUUAGGCUGGAAAAAAUUAGUUUAUUGAUCCACGUAUUAUAACAGUGAGGUUUGCUCGCAGAUAAUUGUGAUUACUAGCACUUCCUAGACACCACAAUAGUUUAGUAAAAAGGUUCAAGAUUAUCUAAGGGGAACGUGCAUAUAUAGUGUGUCUACGUAAAAUUAUUGUAAGUAUCCGUUAUUACUUUUGAAUGAUCAAACUUCAAUCGUGUAGGUAUACAAGUGUGUCCAAAAAAUCGUAUUUGUAAACUUAAUCAUCAAUAACUAUUACGGAUCAUGUUAUUAUCAUCAGGAUUUUUUUCCAAGUCGACGUUGCGGUAAUGCAAAUUUGAAAUUGUUUGCAAAUCUUUAUUAAUUUAAAAGUAUAAACGGAUAUUCACUUUCGUACGAUGUUUAAUGCACUCGGAGGUUACUUCUAAUGAGCACACGGCACACCGAAAGGAUCUGCUAAUAUG
Cylas formicarius (sweet potato weevil) is the source of this 5317-nucleotide messenger RNA. RefSeq names its product sulfiredoxin-1-like. Lineage: Eukaryota; Metazoa; Arthropoda; Insecta; Coleoptera; Brentidae. Bases 168 to 2009 code for a protein of 613 amino acids. The record is from RefSeq and is a predicted model, not a curated record. Gene Ontology annotation, biological process: endoplasmic reticulum unfolded protein response; cellular response to oxidative stress; regulation of transcription by RNA polymerase II. Gene Ontology annotation, molecular function: RNA polymerase II cis-regulatory region sequence-specific DNA binding; sulfiredoxin activity; DNA-binding transcription factor activity, RNA polymerase II-specific. The transcript is spliced from 9 exons. Gene Ontology annotation, cellular component: nucleus; cytoplasm.